Messenger RNA from Sorghum bicolor (sorghum), 1293 nucleotides. RefSeq names its product adenylylsulfatase HINT3. Gene Ontology annotation, biological process: purine ribonucleotide metabolic process; sulfur compound metabolic process. Gene Ontology annotation, molecular function: adenylylsulfatase activity. The transcript is spliced from 7 exons. Lineage: Eukaryota; Viridiplantae; Streptophyta; Magnoliopsida; Poales; Poaceae. Bases 141 to 782 code for a protein of 213 amino acids. The record is from RefSeq and is a predicted model, not a curated record.
UUACCCUCUCUCUCUCAUCUCAUCUUCCCACUCCUCCCAUUUGUCCUCUUCCUCUCCCUCCCACUCCACGCCACCGUGCCCGAACUCCAAAGCCCCGCGCCGCGCCGCCCGCCGCCAGCUACCACCCCCUCCUCACCCAGAUGCCGCGGCCGUCGGGAUCACCGGAGCGGCGCCUCGCCGUGCUCCUGUCCCACUUCCACCCGUGGUGCCAACCUUCGCGCACCAUCCCCGGCGUCGUCGCCAGCGCCGAGUGCCUCGGGACCGCAGCCGCGGCGGAGGCCGAGACGGAGGGGAGCCUCUCCACGUGGCCCUGCGCAGGAGGAGAGAAGGGGGAGUCCUCGGGUGGCGGGGACUGCGUGUUCUGCAACAUCGUCGCGGGCACCGCGCAGGCCUUCAAGCUCUACGAGGAUGAUAUGUGUUUGUGCAUCCUGGAUACUAAACCUCUAACAAGCGGGCAUUCCCUUAUCAUUCCAAAAAGCCAUUAUCCAUCACUGCAAACAACACCACCAACUGUACUAGCCGCUAUCUGCUCUAAAUUGCCACUCCUGGGUACUGCAAUCAUGAAGGCUACUCAAUGUGAUGCAUUCAAUGUGCUAAUUAACAAUGGAGAAAAGGCAGGACAGGUUAUUUUUCAUACUCAUGUACACAUCAUUCCACGUAGCAAAGAUGAUAACCUGUGGUCUUCAGAGACCUACUCUAGGAACCCUAUUUCGCAUGGCCAGGAAACUAAGCUUCUUGUUAGCAGCAUCAAGGAAAUAAUCUCUUCUUCCCCCAAAGACUAGAUGUCAUCCACGCCAAAGGAACUCUGAAACAACUCCAUAAGAAUGUAGACAACCGAUUCAAAGGGCAUUUUUGGCUUUUCCUCUCGUUCAGCCUGAAGAGCAUUGCUGCGGGAUGAAUUGAUGUACAGCUUUGUCUGAAUCAUUCCUUCAAAUUUUGAUAGUUACUGAUAAAGUACUGAGUUGUAGAAAAGGCAAUUGCGGUAGAUCUUAAGGUCAUAGUGAUCAGAAACCAUCUUGUGAAGAAUUGUAAAGAUUUGGUUUCUGAAAGUUGGUAGGUUUAAACUUCUGGUAUCAAGUGGGAGAAUGAGAACCGGCAAACCUGAGCCCGGGUGUAGGUGGUGGAUUCCAGUCCACACAAUGUUUUGAUCUCAUCAGAACCUUAGGAGACAUGGAUAUAUGAAUGAGUACAUAUAUGGUGGAGAUUUUUGAAUCAUAAGCCAUUUUCUUUCUGAAGCAGAGAUAAGCCAGUAGUAGAGCGCUCUGAACAAUGCUGUCUCUGGUUAUUCAAUUU